Andrographis paniculata is the source of this 1078-nucleotide messenger RNA. Its product is annotated as geranylgeranyl pyrophosphate synthase, chloroplastic-like. Gene Ontology annotation, biological process: isoprenoid biosynthetic process. The record is from RefSeq and is a predicted model, not a curated record. The transcript is spliced from 2 exons. Bases 83 to 1075 code for a protein of 330 amino acids. NCBI's taxonomy places the organism in Eukaryota, Viridiplantae, Streptophyta, Magnoliopsida, Lamiales, Acanthaceae. Gene Ontology annotation, molecular function: geranylgeranyl diphosphate synthase activity.
CAAUUCCGCCGUCGUUUUCAGCCAGCCGCCGCCGCCGCUUCGGAGCUCCGUCGUGGGCACCGCCAAACUUCCGCCAUGUCCGAUGAGACUGAAGAGGACAGGCAUUGCAUAUUCCGGCGGCGUAUCGCCGGUUCUGCCGGAGCAGGAAAUGAAAGCCGCCGCCGCCAGGGAGGAGCGGCGGCGGGGCUUCGACUUCAGCCAGUACGCGGCGGAGAAGAUGAAAUUAAUGAACGAGGCGCUCGACAGCGCCGUCGCGAUGCGGAGGCCGGCGGUGAUCCAUGAGGCGAUGAGGUACUCGUUGCUCGCCGGCGGGAAGCGAAUCCGGCCGAUGCUGUGCAUCUCCGCAUGCGAAUUCGUCGGCGGGAACCAGUCGGGCGUCGUCCCCGCCGCCUGCGCCGUCGAGAUGGUGAACACCGCGUCCCUCAUCCACGACGACCUGCCGUGGAUGGACAACGACGACCUCCGGCGAGGGAAUCCCACCAAUCACAAGGUGUUCGGCGAGAAUAUUGCCGUGCACGCAGCUGAUUCUUUAGUGGCCUUCGCGUUCGAGUUCAUAGCGACAACCACCAAAGGAGUCUCACCGGAAAGGGUCGUAGCAUGUGUCGAUGAAUUAGCAAAAGCGCUUGGAGUCGAAGGCAUGGUGGCGGGGCAGGUGGUCGACAUGAAACUCACUGGAAACAAUGCGAACGUGACACUACACACAUUAGAAUUCGUACACAGCCACAAAGCCGGUGCCCUAAUAGAGGCUUCCAUGGUGAUGGGAGCCAUUCUUGGCGGAGGAAGUCAUGAACAGGUGAAUAAACUGCGGGUUUUUGCCCGAAAAAUUGGAUUGCUCUUUCAAGUGGUGGAUGACAUAUUAGAUAUGACCAUGUCGCCGCAAGAAAUAGGAAAAACUGCGGGCAAGGACUUGGCCACCGACAAAGCGACAUAUCCAAAACUUUUGGGGCUCAAGGGUGCCCGGGAAUAUGCAAAGAAGUUGUGCCAUGAGGCUAAGGAGGAGUUGGCGGAGUUCGAUUCGGAUAAGGCGGCGCCGCUACUUGCUUUAGUUGAGUUCAUUACUAGUAGGAAGAGUUGAAAG